GCGGUUUUUGAGGAGAGGAUUUAUCGCAUUUAUGGCUAAGCUGGUUUAUAAGUGUAUCCUGCGUGUCCUGUGCGAUAAUCAGGGCAGCUUGGACUUCCGGCGCUUAAAUGACCAGAUUACGGAACUUUUUAGGGAUGCGGCAUUACUGCGCACCAUUCUGUUUGACGAGGAGAAGAUAGCCAUACAAGAGGGUAAAGAGAAGGCCAGCGGUGCAGAAGUCAUCAGACCUGACAGUAUCAUCGUGGCAAAAACCAGUGUGCGUCUGUGUACGUCCAAAACGUGCCAAGGAUGCGACAAGUUACACCUGUGCAGAUAUUACGUGUGUGGAGGAUGCCGUUUCAGAGACAAAUGUAAAAACUCCCACAGUGUGAUGUCGCUGCACAAUGUCCAGGUCUUGAGGAAGUGUGACCUUCAGGAUCUCACAGAAAAGCAACUGUUCCAACUGUUACUGCAGAAUGACCCCUUUCUGCUUCCAGAGAUCUGUUCCCACUACAACAAAGGAGAUGGCGAGAGCGGCUCCUGCAAAUACAAUACGACCUGCACCAAGCUUCACAUGUGUCAACACUUCUUAAAAGGUGACUGUAAUUUUGGCUCAUCGUGUAAAAGAAACCACUCCAUCGACGCUCAGGGGAUGAAGCUGUUCCAACAGUACAGUCCGGAGAAUAUUAAAGGCCUCUACAAAAUCUACAGAAACAAACUCAUCAUCCAGGACCAAAGGCCACGGCCAGAUCCUGUUCCUUCUUCGUCCAAACAAACCAGCAAACCUCCGUCUCCAAUCAAUGCGGACCGCAAUGAGAUCUGCUGGUUUUUUAUCUGCGAAAACUGCAAAUAUAAAGAGAGGUGUGUGCGCGUUCACUGGCACCUGCCUUACAAAUGGGAGAUGUGGGAAGGAGAAAGCAUGACCUGGAAAAACCUGGAUAACAUGGAGGACAUUGAAAAGGCCUUUUGUAAUCCAUCCUCUGAUUCUUUUUCGCAGAUCGAACAGUGUGUUGACUUCAUUAAAAUGAUUUGCGGAAACUCUUCUGUGCGCCGUCUGUCCACUACCUCCUCUGCGUCUCCCUGUUCCAAUCACAUCCUCACGACAGAGUGGCUCUGGUACUGGGAGGAUGACAAUGGCACAUGGAUGGAGUAUGGACAGGGUGUUACACAGGCCUCUCUCACCUCUCAGAAUCUGGAGGAAAAAUAUCUUGCAGACAAAAAUGCAGACGUUGAAUUUGAUGUAGGCAGUCAGAAAUACAAGCUUUAUUUUAAGGGGGCACAGGGACUGCCGAUGUAUCAGCAAGACCUAAGAUCCAACACCAGAAGAGAGGUGAGAAGAAGGCCGCGCUUUGUGUCUGCUCAAGAUGUUCAGGCUAAGAUAAAGAGUGCCAGCUCCUCUCCCGUUGUCCCAGUUUGAGGGGACUGGAACAAGAACGCACUGCCUGAGACUGGAUACAAGUCCAUAUCCCUCUCUACCUCUGCCAGAGAAUACAAGAUGAUUGUGAAGCUGUUUAUGCCAACCAUGCCCAAGAGUAAAAUUAUCAGCAUCAAAAGGAUCCAGAACCCAUCUCUGUGGACGAUGCUUCAGUUAUUUACUCCCCACGCUGAGGUCCAAGGGCCAGCUCCAGCUUGUUUUAUCCCAGUUAUGGCUAAGAUAGUUUAUAAGUGUAUCCUGCAGGCUUUGUGCAAUAAUCAGGGCAGCUUGGACUUCCGGAGUCUAAAUGAACAGAUUUCUAAACAUGUUACCGUGGCGGAGGAAUUGCUGCGCACCAUUCUGUUCGACGACGAGAAAAUAUCCAUACAAGAGGGUAAAGAGAAGGCCAGCGGUGCAGAAGUCAUCAUACCUGACAGUAUCAUCGUGGCAAAAACCAGUGUGCGUCUGUGUACGUCCAAAACGUGCCAAGGAUGCGACAAGUUACACCUGUGCAGAUAUUACGUGUGUGGAGGAUGCCGUUUCAAAGACAAGUGUAAAAACUCCCACAGUGUGACGUCGCCGCACAAUGUCCAGGUUUUGGGGAAGUGUGACCUCCAGGAUCUCACAGAAAAGCAACUGUUCCAACUGUUACUGCAGAAUGACCCCUUUCUGCUUCCAGAGAUCUGUUCCCACUACAACAAAGGAGAUGGCGAGAGCGGCUCCUGCAAAUACAAUACGACCUGCACCAAGCUUCACAUGUGUCAACACUUCUUAAAAGGUGACUGUAGUUUUGGCUCAUCGUGUAAAAGAAACCACUCCAUCGACGCUCAGGGGAUGAAGCUGUUCCAACAGUACAGUCCGGAGAAUAUUAAAGGCCUCUACAAGAUCUACAGAAACAAACUCAUCAUCCAGGACCAAAGGGCACGGCCAGAUCCUGUGUCUCCAGAAGUGAGCUGCCCAGUUCCACUGUCUCCCUCCAAAACAGUUCCUUCUGCUUCCAAACAAACCUCCAGCAAACCUCAGAGUCCAACCAGCGCUGCGACUCCUAAACCCGUGACGGACUCGGACCGCAAUGAGAUCUGCCUGUUCUUCAUCCGUAGAAACUGCAAAUAUAAUGAGAGGUGUGUGCGCGUUCACUGGCACCUGCCUUACAAAUGGGAGAUGUGGGAAGGAGAAAGCAUGACCUGGAAAAACCUGGAUAACAUGGAGGACAUUGAAAAAGCCUUUUGUAAUCCAGCAAAUGACACGAGCAGCAACAAUCAACAGACAUCACCGUCUUCUGGGAUGUUUGGAUUCUUUAAAUAUCAAAGUUCUGCUCCAGCCGUCCAGUGUGUUGACUUCAAUAAAAUGAUUUACGGGAGCUCUCCUGUGCGCCGUCUGUCCACUGCCUCCUCUGUGUCCCACCCUCCCAAUCACAUCCUCACGACGGAGUGGCUCUGGUACUGGAAGGAUAACGGUGGUGCGUGGGUGGAGUAUGGAGAGGAUGGUACUGGGAAUGCAUCGGCCUCUCUCACCUCUCAGACUCUGGAGAAUAUCUAUCUCGCAGACAAAAACGCAGACAUUGAAUUUACCGCCGAAAGUCAGAAAUACAAGCUUUAUUUUAAGGGGGCACAGGGGCUGCAGAUGUGUCAGCAAAACCUACGAUACAACACCGUAAGAGAAGUGAGAAGAAGGCCGCGCUUUGUGUCUGCUCACGAUGUCCAGGCUAAACUGAAAAGUGGCAGCAAUUCAUCAACACAAAGCAGCUCCUCUGCCGUUGUUGCAGUCCCUUCAAACUGGGAUAAGAAUGCCGUGCCUGAGACUGGAUACAAGCUCGUGCCCCUCUCUGCCUCGGCCAAAGAAUACCAGAUGAUUGGGAAGUUGUUUAUGCCGACCAUGCCCCAGAAUAGAAUUACCGGCAUCAAAAGGAUCCAGAACCCGUCUCUGUGGAGAGUGUUUCAGUGGCAAAGGGAGCAGAUGCAAAAAAAGAACGGCGGUAAACCUGUGAAUGAGAAGCAUCUUUUCCAUGGGACAGACAAAUCUCUCGUUGAAGCGAUCUGUGAGCAGAACUUUGACUGGAGGAUGUGCGGUGUCCAUGGUACCGCUUAUGGCAAAGGGAGCUACUUUGCCCGAGAUGCUUCAUACUCAAACAGGUACUCCACUGGCCAUCGAGAGAAGGUCAUGUUCGUGGCCCUGGUGCUGGUGGGCGACUACACCAAAGGACAAAGCCAAUAUGUCCGACCUCCCCAAAAGGGAAACAGCACAUCCCUGUACGACAGCUGUGUCAACUGUGUGACCGACCCCAGCAUCUUUGUCAUUUUUGAGAAGCAUCAGAUCUACCCUGAGUACGUGAUCGAGUACGUCUGAGGAAGCUGUAAGAUCAGUGAACGUGUUAAUACUAGGGACGUCCUGAUUAAAUUUUUUUGCCCGAGUGCUUGUUUUGACCACAGGCUCCUGAAAAUGUGCUGUUUAAAUCCAUUUUGUAUUUUUGAGUUUUCAGAUUAUCCUCAGUCAUAUUUGGCAGUGUUUGCUAGUGUGUGCAUUGUCACCAUGGUAACUGCUGAAUAUUGCACUAUAGAGUUACAUGUAGAACACCCCCAGUGUGACAUCACUGCAAAGUAUCAAUGUGUAAUGACAUAAGAUAACAAUAACUACAAUACUAAUAUAAUAGUAUAUAGAGUAAUAGUGUUUUCAGUGUAGGUGGAGGUUACUCUGACAAAUUAAUCUGGAUUAUUUUUAAAGAUAUAAUCAGAGGGCAAACACUUUAAUCAUACUUAUCAUAAUAGUUUACAAUGUACGGUGCUACAGGGCUGACAUCCUUGACAAGCGCCCCACUCUAGUACUUAUUUAUUCUCUACACACUAGGUGGGGAUCUAUACUUCUACACUUCAUACAUUUUCAAAUUAUCCUGUUUCAAAACCUGGAAAACUUGUUGGGUACUAUUUUUGGUUAAAUGACAAUAAAUCUUUUAAUCACUUUA
Boleophthalmus pectinirostris (great blue-spotted mudskipper) is the source of this 4352-nucleotide messenger RNA. RefSeq names its product poly (ADP-ribose) polymerase family, member 12a (gene parp12a). The record is from RefSeq and is a predicted model, not a curated record. Gene Ontology annotation, molecular function: NAD+ poly-ADP-ribosyltransferase activity; metal ion binding. The transcript has 21 exons. NCBI's taxonomy places the organism in Eukaryota, Metazoa, Chordata, Actinopteri, Gobiiformes, Gobiidae.